UCCAGUGGUACAGUGCCUCUGUGGGUCACGGCGGCCAGCUGGCUGGGAGCAGUCGAGCCAUCAUGCUGAGUUCGGUGCGAUGACGUCACGAGGCGCAAUGGACACCAUGCGUCCAGACGAGCGAGCCGCCGGAGUCAUAUCCGGGUCUGACCCCUACCGGGAGUUAGAGCUCUACCUCGAGAAAGUUAACGAGGAGAUUGGUGAGGUGUUCGACAAGUGGCAGAAUUUGAGGAAACCAUCCGCUUCCAUACCGAUCCCUGCCAACAAGAAGAGCGCGCCUCUGCCUCCUCCGCGGCGUCGCAAGAACCACGAUCUGCCAGACUGGUCGGAGGGUUUUCUGGCCGAGUUCAACGACCUCAUCGCACAAGAACUGAGCCAGUUGGAGGCGAGCCAUGCGGUGACAGCUGGAAACAUGCGCCUGAGGAUAACCAGGUCGCGCUCCUGGGAGAACAGUGAUACGGACAUAUCUGGGACGCCACCCCCUUCUCCGGUGGCGUCGGACUUGUCCUCCGGUUGCAGUCCCAGCCUUCACCACCGCGCCCUGAGGCUUACCAGAGUUCUCCGUCGGCAGCGGCCGCCCCUACUGCCGGGUCAGACUCCCCCCGGCGACGCGAUUCUCAUGAAGGUGUCCUCCUUGCCAGACGCCGACGUCAGGUACGUGACUGCGUCAGACAGCGAUCUGGUGACCCGCAGGAAGAAGGAUGGACCGCCUUCAGCGUUUCCUCGCUGUGACUCCACCGGCGCCUUGACUUGGCACGAACAAAUGGUCCGACAGAACAACAGCGUCUCACAGAUCGGCACAUUCCCUGCAGAAGACGUCGUGCAGACGCUGCUGACGACCAUCAAGCCCGAUGCCGACGCCGCCGUGGACGCCGGCACUCAGACCUCCCCCCCGCUGUCCCGCAGCUCGAGCUUCACCUGGGUCUCGACCUCGUCGCUGCUGCUCCACACAGAUGACGAAGACGACGACGAAACGUCCACUACUGCCUCCUCCUCGUCGUCAUGCUCACCGCGGCAGAGCAGCUCCCGGGACUCGCUCUCAGACUCCCCUAUGGGCUCCGUGGAACGCGACGAGCCGGAGUCUGGCAUCGGAACGUCUUCCCCACCUCGUUCCAACAAGUGCACAGCCCCCGGAGGCGGCUCCAACAAAGUACGGCGCAAAGAGACAUGGGAGCGGCUUAGGAGGCGGGGGUCCACAGGUCGACCAUCGUGUGGGAACUGUGAAGACGUGUGGGUUCGCCGUGAAAGUGUGGAGACACAGACUCGAGAGGACUGCAGUUCGCUUCCCCGUGCCGUCAGGCCCCGUCGUCUACCGAUCAAGCCCCAACACCUGACGUCCAGUCCCAGUCCAAGUGAGGACCGUGACUCACCGUCUAGCGCCUCCCUGACGCUGACCACCGCGCCCCUGUCGGCCGAGCUGGGUAACAAGUCAUCCUCAGCGCCUCUCCUGGUCAAGAAGACGGUGUCUCCCGGUGCAGGUGGUGGAAAGCCAGAGGACAACGCCAAAAAGAGGGUCCUGACGCAGCCACGUUCUCAGUCUGAGAGACAUCUAGCAGAAAUCGAGGCUGCAGAGGCAUGCAAGUGGUUGCGGGCCGCAGGUUUCCCACAGUAUGCCCAGAUGUACGAAGAUCUUCAGUUUCCAAUCGAUGUGAGCGGUGUGCAGAAGGAUCACCCUUUCCUGGACACUGACUCUUUCCAGUCUCUGUUUCGACGUCUCCACGCACUCAACAGGUGUGCAAAGAUGAAGGUGGACAAUAUGCCAAAGAACAGUGUUGAUGAUUCAGAUGAUGAUGAUCCCUGUGCUCUGAGCGAGAACUGGACAUUCCAGCCAGAAUCCAGGCGGUGGUCACGAGUGUGUGAAGUUACAGCCCAACAUGUAGAACGGCUUCAAGCAAUCUCUGCUGCAGCGAGCAAGGAGAAGGACCAGUCUGCACCUGAUGGCGCAGAGGAACAUCACGGUUUCCCAGGGGAGCGGUUGAUGGAUGAGGAAGAGGACUAUGAUCCUGAGGAGAUGCCUGUCAUAGCUAAUCUUCGCUAUGGCAGUUUACCACCUGGUCACCCUGCAGGUGAUCCAGAACUUUUGGCUGUGCGAUUUCGACGGACUGGCAGUGAGCGCCUUAGGGAUGGUGCCAAAGCCUUGCUGCGUCGCAUGGAAAGUCUCAAAUCUCGUAGAAGGAGGCAACAAAAUCGAGAAGGCGUUGUCAUUAGUGGGCCACAGGUGCUGGAUGUGACAACAAUGCAGCAGCGCAUGAAGGAUCUGAACUGUGUUGACGUCUCCCCUACUGGAACCAGCACCUCCUCACCAGAGCACCAACCAUCAUCUGGUCUUCCCUCCGCCACUCCAACACCUACACUGACACCAUCCCCAGCCUCAGGAACAUUGGGUCCAGCAUUUGGAGAUGAUAGUUCUAGUUACUGUUCAGAUGGAAGCCAGGGCGGUGGCAGUUCAACAGCACCGCCUCAUCAUCGUGGCCGCUCAAAACUAAACCGGGCGAAAAAACUACUCCAUCAUGGUCGCAGCAAAGCUGAAGACCAUGGUGCCUUGUCAGACUCUGAGUGCCAACCCACAAGUUGGAGAGAGCAGUACCUCAAAGAUGCAAACAGUAACCACACCAAGGUGCUGGAGUAUGUAGACAUUCGGGGUCAUGAUCAAGAUACAGUCCGAAGGCCAUCAGUCACCUGCAAGUCACAAGCAAGGGCAGGUAGUCUCAACCUUGGCAAGGAAAGUCAGUGGUAUCGAGAGAAGUUACAGGGUGAACUGCGCAGAGAUGUGACAGUGUAUCGUGACAGGUCAGGUUCAACAGAGUUAAUGGGAAGUCAGGACUCCAGCAGUACACUGGCAUCACAACCUGAGAGUGAGCAUGAUGAAGGGGGUUCAACCCCACGGCACAAAGCUGUGGUGGUGAGGUGGCACAGUUUUCAGCGGGGCUCAGCGCGUCCGGAUUCGUAUCUGUUCCGCACAGGUGAGAGAGGCAGGGGCACUGCGCAAGGCUCUCGGCCAAUGGCAUCACUCUCAUGUGGCCAGCUGCUGGUGUUACGCAAGUUAGCACUGCUCAAACUUACGGCCUUCAUGGAGCGGUACUGCCCGACGCACCGCACGGGCUGGAACUGGGAGCUGCCAAAGUUCAUCCGCAAGAUUAAGACUCCAGACUACAAAGACAAGACUGUGUUUGGGGUGCCAUUGCUCCUUUCCUUGCAAAGAAAUGGCCAAGCUCUACCAAAGUGUAUUCAAGCAGCAUUGCGCUGGUUGCGUGUCAACUCUCUGGAUCAAGUUGGCUUGUUCCGCAAGUCAGGCGUGCGGUCACGGAUCCAGAAACUAAAACUGAUGACAGAAAUGCAGGGAGAAACUAUCAGUUUUGAAGGCCAGCAAGCGUACGAUGUGGCUGAUAUGGUGAAGCAGUACUUCAGAGAGUUACCAGAGGCACUACUUACAAACAAACUCUCUGAAACCUUCAUUGCAAUCUUUCAACAUGUUCCAAACAAUCUCCGGGCAGAAGCUGUUCAGUGUGUGCUGCUCCUCCUCCCUGAUGAGCACCGUGAAGCACUGCAAACACUACUGGAGUUCCUGUGCCAGGUGUCAGCCCGGUCUGCAGCCAACCAGAUGACCGCAAGCAAUCUGGCUGUCUGCUUGGCCCCUUCUGUAUUCCAUUUGCAUCAUCCCCCAUCCUCUAGUAGUUCAAGUCGCUCAUCUUCCGCGUCCCCACGACGGCGGAAGACAGUUGGAGUUCCAGACCAGCGGGAACUUGGCGAGAAUCGUGCAGCUCAUGAUUGCCUCCUCUACCUUAUCAAGGAGCACAAAGAUCUCUUUAUGGUAUCAGAAGAGACACUAGCUCAGUGCCAUUUCAACUACAUGGAGGAAAGUAUUCCUGUUGCACUGGAGGAGCUUGGAGCUGAGUUCCAGCAGGACUGGCGUGGUUAUCUCUAUGCCUGCACCACAGCACUGCUGAAAGAGGCCCGAGAGAAGAGUCGUGGUUGGGUGAACAUGCCCUGCACAACCGAUCAGCAGGUGGAAAUGGCAUAUAAGAAGGUGGGUGAUGGACACCCUUUGAGGCUUUGGCGUGUGUCCACUGAAGUAGAGGCACCACCUCAGGAGCUAUUGCAGCGAGUGCUGAGGGAACGUCAUGUUUGGGAUUACUCACUUCUGAAGUGGCGUAUUGUAGCACGCCUUGACUCUCAAGUUGAAGUGUUCCAGUAUGUUUGUGCCAGCAUGGCACCCCUCCCCGCCAAGGACUUCUGUGUUCUUCGGUCCUGGAGAACUGACCUACCCAAAGGAGCAUGUGUCAUUGUGGAAACAUCGGUGGAACAUCCAGAUGGCCCAGUAAUGCUCAGUGGGGUGAGGGGAAUUGUGCUUGCGUCAAGAUACCUUAUUGAGCCCUGUGGAUCUGGUAAAUCUCGAAUCAUGCACCUCUCCAGAGUUGACACGAAGGGACGAACACCAGAGUGGUACAACAAGAGUUAUGGGCACAUCUGCGCGCUCUACCUCACUCGAAUUCGUGGCUCUUUCAAGCACAACACAGAGGGACCAGAGAGCAAAGUCUGAGUGUUGUCGUAUCUAUGGCAGGAUGGGAUAGUUAAUGACAUACUUGGCAUACCAGUUGUCUCAGAAUAUUUUAUCAUUCCGUUACAGUGGACUGACUGUAAACCAGUGCUGCACAGAAUGAGAAGAGAGGUUCCAUUUUGUGAAUGAUGUAUGUUUGCUAUAAUAAUUGUAUGACUAGUCAAAAAUUUUGUGAGGGUGAAUAUACAAACAAAAUAUGAACUCAGGAAUGGCAUUUAAGUAUGUGAUUUAGUGUGGAUGAAGCAAUGUGUACAGAAAUAUAUAUUGUUACAUAAACCAGACAUUUUAUAGGAGAAUACUGAUAUAAGAGCAAGAUCAAAAACAGAUUUUAUGAACAUCCAAGGUGCCUGACUCUUGAAUUGCAUAAUGUUUAUUCAGAUGUAAUGUGUUCGCAUCAAAGGUAGUUUCUUCUUGCACAGUCAUGACAUUUAACCCUCUCACUGUUAUGAAGCACACCAUAUGUCAGUCAACAGUGUGUUAGUCAUUACACACCUGUUGAAAGUCGUGCAGUGUCUCACCUCGACAAAUGCAUAUCAGUUUUCUUUAAUAUUUCAAAUGCAUUAAUUUCUUAUAUUUCUUCUUUUACUAUGGUAUUUCUUGAAAGAAAAAAAGACAUGUUAAAACACUCUGUACAGGGACAUCAUACAUUAAGGAUAUACCUCUUGAACAGACUAAUAAACAAACAUAGUGGUAGUAUCAGUUAACAGAAGAACUCAGAAGAUUCUUUUAAUUUCAUAGACACCCAAGUCUGAAAGUAUCCAUUUGAUAAGGGAAUUUGUUUCAUACUUUUUACAACUGAUCAGUGGCUUCGGGAAUUUUGUAUUUCAUGUCAAGCAGUUUGUAAGCGCAGUUAAUAUAACUUGAAAGAAAAAUGUCCAUAGGAGUUAAGUUUAGAGGGUGACUGUUCAAGGCUUCCACAGCCAUACCGUAUCCCAGUAAUUGUUUUAUCCUGCUGCAGGCACUUCAUCACAGUGUGUUUUUAAACUAAAUCACUUGCCAAUUAGAAAACCAAAAAAUUUAGUUUCUAUUUCGAUUGCUGCCAAAUACAGCUAUCAGAGGACAAUUAUUAUGUCCAAAAUAAAGUUUAUAUUUUAUAUAUUAUUUGAAAAGUAAAGUUGUCCUAGUGCUUAAUUAGUUAAGGACUACGCCAUUAAGACAUAUUGGGAAGUACUGGUAUAGCUUGGUUCUAGAUGGAGAUGAGUGGUCAGUGUCAUGCCCUGGCUGCUUUACUCCUGGGGAAAGAACCUCUGAAAUGCAUUGGAUAGGGGGCUGUGUGAAGAAGAUAAAAAUCUUGCACUUCCAGAAAUUGACCCCAGCCCAUUGAGCCCUUCUUUAUACUGACUGAGUUAUCCUGAUUCCAUAUAUAUUAUUUGUAAUACUCAGAAAUGGAUUUUGAAGUAAUAGGAUCUGAGGAUGUGGACUGGUUUCUCUGGUGCAUUAUAAGAUCAAAUGGUAGGCUCCUGUGAACAUGGUACCAAAUAUAUUUCGGUUCCAUGAAGGAUGGGGAAUUCCGUCGACGAGCUGAAUGAUGUUUAGUUUGCAAGAAGCACCAUGUAGUUAUAAUAAUUAGCUACAUAUCUGCUGGAACAGUUCCAUUUACAGUGUACGUCAUGUUGUUCAUCUGUUCAAGACAGUGGAAGGGUUAAACAUCAUGAAAAAAUGGUGACAUUUGUAUUACUCAAAUUACACUCUUUGUUAUAGUGUUUAACUGAACAAAAUACAAUGUCGUGUACCUUAAUGUUGAAAUACUGAAGUCUAGUACUAAAUCAGUGUUGGAUCUGUGGUCCAAAUUGCUCAUAAUAAUGUAUGUAGCACAGUUGGGAUGUGCGGUGAAGGUGUGACAUUACUCCAACUGUGUGGGCCAAAACUAUAUUUAUAUGGCCGUCUGCUUUCGUUCCAUGCUCAUUACAUUAGACAAUAUUGUAGCAUGGCCACAAGAAGUAAAUGUAACUUCUAUUAAAUCUGUUUAUAAUACAAAUUUGUCAUGUUGAUCCGUUUAUAGUGUUUGUACAAAUGUAAUCCCAGUAUAUCACUCUGAAAGUAAUUAUUAUUUUUUAAUAAUGCAGAUGUUAAUUGUAUAUCAUAAAUUGUACACAGAACACCAAAUGUUAUAUGAAACUUGCUUUAGACAUAUUUUAGUCUGUUGUUGAAAAUUUUAUGACGCUUGUACAAAUUUUGGGAACAUAUAUAGGAAUUUACACAGAAUGAAUUUCCCAGAAUGUACAGGUUUUGUAUUUCACGAUUAAUAUGAAUUGGCAAACUGUUGCUACAUUUUCCUUGCCAUUUUAUGUCUAAUUAAUAACUUGAUAGCAAAUACUGUAUGAAAAGGCAUAUACACUGUAAUCCAUUAUACAUACUAACCGGUCAGCAUUUUUUUGUAAAUGGUUGGAACAGAAUUGAAAAAUACUAAACCUCAUGUCAUAUGUUUGGAAGCCAAGUGAAUCUUUACAUAACUUAGAUGUUACGAGGUUGAGAACUGUUGAGGAUAAUGGUUUGUGUAUGCUGAUUUGCAUACCAGAAGCCAGUAUCUACAGAGUUCUAAAUUAAUGUAAAUUUGUUUCAGCAAGUUCUGUUAGCGUUUAUGCCUGUUGCCAAAAGAAUGUUUAGAUGAGUAUAUUUCAUAUAAAUUAAGCUUUCCCCCUGUGAAAUUCCUGAACUUGUUACAGUAUUUAAGAUAAUCUCUUAAAUAUGCAGAUAUAUAGGGCAGACAUUAUAUCAGAACCAAGGCAACAUACAUUUCUUUCUUUUUUGUUCAAAGGGAUUAUCAGGUAGAACCAAACAUUGACAUUAUAGUGUUCAUUGUUUAAUGGUCUGUGAGAUUAUGCACACCUAAUUGGUACAGUCAAAGUGAUAAUCUUGAAGCAUUUACAAUUCAAACAUGAGCUGACAUAACAUGUCAUCAUAAGUCUUAUACAAAUCAGAUGUUAUUAAAAUACCUUAAUUUACCUGUGUGCAACAUCACACUCAUAAAUAUGAAAUAAGCUAUUUUUGUACAUAUGUAAACAGCAUGUCUGUGAAAUAUAUAUAUACAUAUAUCAACAACAAAUAAAAUAUUCUGUUCAAUAAAAUGAUAA
Cryptotermes secundus is the source of this 7632-nucleotide messenger RNA. It is a transcript of the gene cv-c, whose product is annotated as rho GTPase-activating protein 7. Bases 80 to 4540 code for a protein of 1486 amino acids. Gene Ontology annotation, biological process: regulation of Rho protein signal transduction; actin cytoskeleton organization; signal transduction. Gene Ontology annotation, molecular function: lipid binding; GTPase activator activity. NCBI's taxonomy places the organism in Eukaryota, Metazoa, Arthropoda, Insecta, Blattodea, Kalotermitidae. The transcript has 20 exons. The record is from RefSeq and is a predicted model, not a curated record.